AUUUUACAGAGAAGCCGUUACUCUGCCACCGUUAACAAUGAGUUCUAGAAAGAAGGUUUUGUUGAAGGUUAUCAUCCUCGGUGAUAGUGGUGUCGGAAAGACAUCAUUGAUGAACCAAUACGUAAACAAGAAAUUCAGUAAUCAAUACAAGGCUACAAUUGGUGCUGACUUUUUGACCAAGGAAGUUAUGGUUGAUGACCGUCUUGUUACUAUGCAAAUUUGGGAUACUGCUGGUCAAGAACGUUUCCAAAGUCUUGGUGUUGCCUUCUACAGAGGAGCUGACUCGUGUGUUUUAGUUUUUGAUGCCACAGUUGCCAAGACAUUUGAAAAUAUUAACUCUUGGAGAGAUGAAUUUUUGAUUCAAGCUGGUCCACCAGAUCCAGAUAACUUCCCAUUCGUUGUUAUUGCCAACAAAAUUGAUCUCGAUCAACGUAUUGUACCACAAAAGAGAGCUCUCGCUUGGUGCAAGGCUAAGGGUAACAUUCCAUACUUUGAAUGUUCUGCCAAAGAAGGAACCAAUGUCGAACAAGCUUUCCAAACUAUUGCUAGAAACGCUUUAGGAAAAGAAGAAGAUACACCUUACACUGGAGGUCAAAGUAUUACUGAAUUCCCAGAUGAACCUCAACCAAAGAAAUCAGGAUGUUGUGGAUAAUCUAGUUGUGACCAAAAAAUCAUUUUUGAAGAUUUACUAAACUCUCUGUACAUAAAUAUUUAAAAUUCUUUCUC
Messenger RNA from Naegleria gruberi, 726 nucleotides. RefSeq names its product rab family small GTPase. The coding region runs from base 38 to 652 and encodes 204 amino acids. Gene Ontology annotation, cellular component: lysosome; phagocytic vesicle; late endosome. Lineage: Eukaryota; Heterolobosea; Eutetramitea; Acrasida; Naegleriidae. Gene Ontology annotation, biological process: phagosome-lysosome fusion. The record is from RefSeq and is a predicted model, not a curated record. The transcript is spliced from 4 exons. Gene Ontology annotation, molecular function: GTPase activity; GTP binding.